UCUCUCCACAAACACGUGUGGACCUCGCGCAGCAAUAACAUUCUAACAUCCCUCAGCAGCGCCUCUCGUCGACUCUCUAUCUCCCGCCCUCCGGGAGUACAGAGGCACGGGGCAGGCCCGGCCCGGCCCGUGGUCCAGUCAUGAGGCGCGAGAUAAAGAGCAUUUACAACAGGCUCGCGUCCGUCGCGAUCAGUGUCAUCGCGGCACUGAGCGCAUCCAGACCGGCUCGUGCAUUCCGGGGCAGCUUCCAGCGCUUCGGUCGGAAAACUUCGCAGACAACCGCAGAGAUGGUCAAGACAGGACCGGGUGGUGGUCCGGCAGCGGCCGGUCCCCGCCGGGUUGCACUCGAACGUAAACCGACCAUCAGCGGCAGUGAUCCGCUGGCCAAGGAGUUGCGGCGCGUACGCGAACAGAACGCACGUCAGCAACACCAGCACGAUUACUCGCACGUUUUCAGGAAAAAAUCUCGGUUCGACUUUGUGCGGCUGUCGUUCGUUAUCAUGGGCAUCGAGAUUGUGUACUCAGCUGAGACGGCCUUCGUGACACCGAUUCUGCUGAGUAUCGGCAUCGAGCACCAUCUGAUGACGAUGGUUUGGGGCUGUUCGCCCCUGAUCGGUCUGCUGGUAUCACCGGUGCUCGGUUCGUUCAGUGAUCACUGCCGGUCACGCUUUGGCCGCCGGCGGCCACUCCUACUAGCCCUCGGCACUGGCCUUGUACUCGGAUGUCUGCUACUGCCAUUCGGUGAAACAAUUGGGCAGUGGCUCGGCGAUGUAGGAGAACCAGUGGAACCAGUCAUCAACAACACGAUCACCAUCGAUGCACUCAACCAAGAACCUGUUGCUAGUAGUAGCGAUCAUUUCCAGUGGGCAAUACUGCUGACCAUCCUGGGAACCAUCAUGCUAGACUUUUGCGCCGAUUCGUCACAGGCUCCCUCGAUGGCAUACCUGCUCGAUGUCAGUUUACCCGAGGACCACGGACAGGCCUGUAGUACGUAUUCGCUGUUGUCGGGAGUGGGUGGUUCCAUUGGAUAUCUGAUUGGAGCGAUCGAUUGGGAUGAGACGGCGCUGGGUGAUCUGCUCGGUGGUAACAUCAACACCGUCUUCAUCCUCGUGACGCUGAUCUUCAUCUUCUGUCUGAUCGUAACCGUGAGCAGCUUUCGAGAGAUUCCACUGCCGCUGAUGGAACGCGACGAACUGCUGCAACCCUUGACCGAGCGCAUGAUAACGGAGGAACGCCAGAGCAACACCUCGCUGCAGCUAACGCCCGUCAAAGAUCUAGCCGAUGCGCUCGUCCUUCAGCUAGAAACCGAAUUCGAUCAUGCACCAGGAGCGCACGAAGGCAAAAAUGGUUUUGCGUUAGACAAACAACCGCUACUGGAACGGACCGUGGAGUGUAGAAGUCCGAGCAGAAAGGUGGGCUUCCUGCAGCGUCCGCGCAUACCGGCGGCCCUCGGUAUACUGUGCGUCACGAAUCUGUUCUGCUGGAUGAGCCACAUCAGCUACUCGCUGUACUUUACCGACUUUGUCGGCGAGAAGGUGUUCGGUGGUGAUCCGAUGGCCCAUUCGGACUCGGACGAGUACGCCCUGUACAUCGAGGGUGUCCGGUAUGGGUGCUUCGGGAUGGCGAUCUACUCGAUCGCUUGCUCGACCUACUCCUACACGAUCGAGCGACUCAUUCGGGUCGUGAGAGCACGCAAAAUUUACACCGGUGGCCUGCUGAUCGAUUGUGUCGGUAUGCUGUGUAUGGCCACCUUUCCCAACAAGAUCACGGUGUACGUGUUCAGUGUGACCGGUGGCAUCGUUGGGGCACUGCUCUUCACGAUGCCGUACAUAAUUUUGGCCAAAUAUCAUGCCAAAGGGCUGCUGGAAGCGAGCAGCGACACGAAUGCCACUCAGCCACGGCGCGGCCUAGCGUCGGACAUCUCAAUCAUCGGCAGCAUGCUGUUCGUGGCGCAGAUCAUACUGUCCGUGACGACAGGACCGUUGGUCGCCUGGACCGGUACGACCGCCUCCGUCAUCUAUACGGCCUCGGUCUGCAGUCUACUGGCGGCCGCCUGUGCCACCCGGAUCCAGUAUCUGGAUCUCUAGCCUCUAGUUAUCGGUAACAGCACACCAAUCUCGCGUGCGCAUCUACGUUGCUCAAUGUGAUACAAUGAAGCAUUGCCGUACUGACUGUUUGGUUUGGCGUUGCGCUUCCGCGUGAGCAAUGGCCAAAGUACGACAAGCACGACGCUGGUUGUGGUGUCAUAUCUCUCAGCUGUACAAAAAAGGGGAUCUGUUCACGCAAUGGGGAAAAUAGCGCUUUAAGCUCCGCUCCUAGCUAGGGAUGGAUCGGAGCGUUCAGGGCAGUUUUCGUUGAUUUUUCUGGAUGAGACAGGAAGCUGCUGUUGUUAAAUAACUUAAAUAUUGAAUUAUUUUUUAAAAAUAUUAUAAUAAAGCAGGUUAAAACAUG
Messenger RNA from Anopheles darlingi, 2451 nucleotides. Its product is annotated as proton-associated sugar transporter A-like. Gene Ontology annotation, cellular component: membrane. Bases 141 to 2087 code for a protein of 648 amino acids. Gene Ontology annotation, molecular function: sucrose:proton symporter activity. The record is from RefSeq and is a predicted model, not a curated record. Lineage: Eukaryota; Metazoa; Arthropoda; Insecta; Diptera; Culicidae. The transcript has 5 exons.